AUGUGCGCUACUCGAAGCCCAAACAGCGCUGAUGUCGAACUCUCCGCCUUGGCACGGAACGUUAGCAUGCAGUCCUCCACCAGGCAAAACUCCUCUCCGGCUUCCAGCGACAGAAUUGCAUUCGAACAAGACAAUGCUUCGCUCCGUACCCCUCCUGCUACUCGGGCAGAUGCCUCCCACUAUUCCGAAGCAGAUGAGAAGCGUCUUCACGAAUCUGACGGACACUCCUGGGCGCACAGACGCAUUUCUUCGUCCCACCAGAACAGUCCUGCCAUCGAGAUCCCCUCUCGUCUCCAGGGCUCGUUCACCGCUGCCUCGCAGAACGACUUCGAGCCUACUUUUGCCUCCACUUGGCUCGCAGAGAGGUCCUCCGUCUUCUCUUCCGCCUCGCUCCAGGAGGAUCGCAGCUCCAACGCUGACCUCGAUGUCUCUGGUGAUGGCAGCCACGUCCCUCCUCCCAACGUUGCCACCAUUUUUCACGAUGGUCAGCCCAAUCAGGCUUCACUGCCUACGCAUAGCAACCUUCAAGCCGCCAAGGAUCAAGCUCAUUUCGCCGCUUCCCCUGCUGAAGCCGCUGCUGCCGCUGCUGGCCUCGGAGCUGCGCCUCAUGCUCUUCUCGCUGCUCCAGCCGGUGCCGACCCCAACCACUUGAGCGCAUCCAAUGUCGCUGUUCACUCUGAGCUUUCCGGCGAACUUCGUGCUCUCUACACCAGCUUGCAGACCUGUCUCCAACUCAGGGACAAGUACAUGGGUGUCGCUUUGCAGGCUUCCAUGGAGGACAACCCGAAGAACUGGGACGCCGAAUACUGUGCGCGUUAUGCAGCUGCCAGUGGGGACAAGACUCCCCAAGCCACAUCUGGGCCUGUCCCCGAAGGAUCUAUCAAGAUCGAUGGCUCUUCUCUGCAUCCGAACACAGAUACCCCAAAGCCAUGGCGCAUUUACCCUGCCCCACCUCGCCCCCACUGGGAACUCUUCAACCCGCCACCCGAGUCAUCCUUUGUCGUGCGUCCUACCUCGGUCAACCCCCUUCCACCUCCCAUUCCCCCUGCCAGUCCCGCAAAUGCUCAGGCUGCUCAGGCAUUGCUUGAAAGCACUGGAGGCAAACCUGGCCUCUACCGCGAACAAGAUGUCGUCAUCCCCGAUCAACACGUUCGAGAUGGCUCCCAGCUGACUUGGCACAUGGAUGAGACCGGUGUCAUUCAGGUCUACCAAGGUGAAGCACCCGUCGCACUUUCUACACCUACACAGAACGUCGACGAACCCGCCCCUGCCACUAUCCCGACUGGACACAGGAAGCAACCACUCUUCAAUGUGCCCACCAUUCGAGAGUACUUCAGGGACCUCGACUACCUCCUCAGCGUCAUCUCUGACGGACCGGUUAAGAGUUACGCUUGGCGUCGUCUCAAAUACCUGGAAAGCAAGUGGAACCUCUACUUCCUUCUCAACGAAUAUCGCGAGCUUGCCGACAUGAAGCGAGUCCCUCACCGUGACUUUUACAACGUUCGUAAGGUGGAUACCCACAUCCACCACAGUGCUUCCAUGAACCAGAAGCAUCUUCUCCGCUUCAUCAAGGCCAAGAUCAAGCGCUUCCCCGACGACAUUGUUAUUCAUCGUGAUGGAAAGGAUCUCACUUUGCAGCAAGUUUUCGAGUCGCUCAACCUUACCGCCUACGAUCUCAGCAUUGACACUCUCGACAUGCACGCUCAUCAGGAUGCCUUCCACCGCUUCGACAAGUUCAACUUGAAAUACAAUCCUAUGGGCGAAUCACGUCUGCGCGAGAUCUUCCUCAAGACGGAUAACCUGAUCAAGGGCAGGUAUCUGGCUGAACUCACCAAGGAGGUUAUGGCCGAUCUCGAGCAGAGCAAGUAUCAGAUGGCCGAAUAUCGUGUUUCCAUCUAUGGAAGGACUAAGGGUGAAUGGGAUAAACUCGCCAGCUGGGUUGUUGACAAUGGUCUUUUCAGCCCUAAUGUCCGAUGGCUCAUCCAGGUACCGCGUCUUUAUGAUGUCUAUAAGGCCAACGGCACUGUUGAAAACUUCGAGCAGAUUAUUCGUAAUGUCUAUGAGCCUUUGUUCGAGGUUACUAAGAAUCCGCAGAGCCAUCGCAAGCUGCACGUUUUCCUGCAGCGUGUUGUUGGCUUCGAUCUUGUUGACGAUGAAAGCAAGCCCGAGAGACGUGUUCACAAGAAGUUCCCCGUACCCAAGUUGUGGCACUUCAAGCAUAGUCCGCCGUACAACUAUUGGCUUUAUUACAUGUUUGCCAACAUCUCCAGUCUCAAUCAGUGGCGCAAGCUUCGUGGCUUCAACACGUUUGUCCUUCGACCUCAUGCUGGUGAAGCAGGUGACACUGAUCACAUGGCUGCUGCCUUUUUGACUUCGCAGUCGAUUUCUCACGGUAUCUUGCUUCGCAAAGUUCCGGCUCUGCAGUACCUUUACUAUCUCAAGCAGAUCGGUUUGGCCAUGUCGCCAUUGAGCAACAAUGCUCUCUUCCUCUCCUACGAGCGCAAUCCUUUCCCUACUUUCCUCAAAAUGGGCAUGAACGUCAGCAUCAGCACUGAUGACCCUCUGCAGUUCCAUCUAUCCAAAGAGCCCUUGCUGGAAGAAUACUCGGUCGCGACGCAGAUCUACAAAUUGACCCCGGCAGACAUGUGCGAACUAGCACGUAACUCAGUCUUGCAGUCAGGAUGGGAGAUGGAGAUCAAACGACACUGGUUGGGUCCUAACUUCCAACUUGCUGGUCCUAGAGGCAAUGUUGUUGCCAAGAGUAAUGUGCCGGAUAUCAGGUUGAGGUUUAGGGAGGAGACGCUUAGGGAGGAGCUUGACUUGGUUUGGCAGAAUCAGGCUCCCAUUGCUUGA
Messenger RNA from Ustilago hordei, 2853 nucleotides. Its product is annotated as putative AMD1 - AMP deaminase. Bases 1 to 2853 code for a protein of 950 amino acids. Gene Ontology annotation, molecular function: AMP deaminase activity. The record is from RefSeq and is a predicted model, not a curated record. Lineage: Eukaryota; Fungi; Basidiomycota; Ustilaginomycetes; Ustilaginales; Ustilaginaceae. Gene Ontology annotation, cellular component: cytosol. The transcript has a single exon. Gene Ontology annotation, biological process: IMP salvage; AMP metabolic process.